This is a messenger RNA of Lineus longissimus, 3809 nucleotides long. Its product is annotated as cysteine protease ATG4D-like. The record is from RefSeq and is a predicted model, not a curated record. The transcript is spliced from 9 exons. The coding region runs from base 478 to 2994 and encodes 838 amino acids. Gene Ontology annotation, molecular function: protein-phosphatidylethanolamide deconjugating activity. Lineage: Eukaryota; Metazoa; Nemertea; Pilidiophora; Heteronemertea; Lineidae.
GAAAUCGUUGCCGAAUUUUCAGGAAGUGAGCCGAAAAAAUGGCCUAAAACAACACCAUUCCUCCAUUUCCAUAUGGUUUGGUGUGUAAUCGAUGUGAAUAAAUGUUCUUAUGCCUAUGCAGACAAUAUUUAGUAGUUGAUGAAAGAGAAACUGUGUAAAUUUGACUUGCAGUGACAUCCAACCAGUCGACAUCUCAAAAAUCCAUGCAGGGACAGAGUCUGACACCAACAGAGUCCGAGUGAGACCGCCUGACACGAAAGUGACAGUUUGAUCGCAGUCUACUCAGACUGAUGUGUGACACAUGACGGUGAUGUUGGUGGGCUGAUCAGUACGGUAGCUAUGUGCACCACUACGCCUACGGUUGGUUGCCUUGCAGUUGCACACGGUCAUGUCAUUGACAUUGUGACAUUGUCAGUCAUGUUUCUACUUUCUUCAGUGCCAUUUUUUUGGUGAGCUUCUAGCUUUCAUGACUCAAACAUGAAAAGACAACCUGUUUCGACAAGCUGGCAUAGAGAAAAUGACAGUGUUAUCCAAGAUAUGGCCAGAAGUGACUCUGGUGAUGUGCUGCAGCGGUUUGGAUCUUUCAGUGAUGAAUUCUAUGAAAUCAGCAGUCAAUCAAAGACACAUACCGGUAGUUCAGUAGGCAGAAAUGGUGGGUAUGCUAACAUUUCAGAUGAAGCUGAUAGAAACUCUCCAUUUAGAGUGAGUCAAACAUCAGUUGAGUCCUAUAGCAGAAGUCCAUCUGGUAAAUCGCCACCAAUUUGGCACACCGGUAUAUCUCCCAGAGCGCCUUCCAAUGGUGGAAAUCAGAAUCCUGUGACUUCAACUCUGCACUCUUUACAGCCAGAUUCUGGAUUUGAGUCUGGAAAGAACUUUGCCGAAAAGAUGGAUGUGUUUGAUUGUGAUGGUGAUGAUGAUGCUGAGGACACUGAUGGUCCACCUCUAGCUCCUGCUUCACCAGAAAUGGAACAGGAACUUUGCCUUGACAUGGUGUGUUCUAGGUAUGACACACGGCGACGAGAAAUGGCAGAGUGGCAGCAUUCAUCCGAGACUUGUUCAGGUCACCCAUCUUCGAUGAUGUUACUUGACUCUUGGAGUGAUACAGCACUGGCUACCAGUGACAGGAGCAAAAUUUACAGCAGAACUAAUCAAGGAAGUGAUCCUCGAAAGAGCAGUUGUGAUAUAGCUUCUGAAGACAAACAUCUGGAAGACAAGACAUCAGAUGUCAAAACAAGGGAAAAAUCGGGAAGAAGUAAUAGAAUUCAGUCUUUUACCUCCUGGUCAGAAGCAGAUUCUUCUAAAAGUCUGUGUUCUUAUCCUGAUAGUCAAGAUGUCAGAGGCCGACAAGUUCCGAUUGAUGAAGACCAUUCAUUUGCUUCAUGGUCUGUUAUGCCCGAAACCAGUUAUGUAAAUAGAGAAAAUGCAAAGAAAGAUGACAUCUUACCAAACAGUCCAACACGUGGUGCAGGAACUGAAUCAAAUGGUGCUAAAUCUAAGCUUAACUUGAAAGACAGGCUUGUUGCGACCUUCAGUCCGACACCAAGAAGAAGUACUCCACCGUCAAUGACUCAAUCACUUGUUGGGCCGGAUGAUGUUCGAAAUAUCAGAGGGCAACGCCUCCAGGGAAAUGAUUUCCAUUAUGUUGGUUUGAAUCGAGGGCAUGGAGGAGGGAAUUUCUUUACGGUUCCUUUGAGUGCGAAUGGUAUUCAGCUCCCAGACAAUUAUGGACAGGUGGACCAGAGUGAAAAGUUGAAAACAAAGAUGAUGUCGUUUUGGAACAACAUGAAGUAUGGUUGGACAGUAAAGACCUCAACCACCUUUAGUGAUGACAAGCCCUUGUUUCUCUUGGGAAAAUGUUACCAUCGAAAGAUUGAUGAGUCUGAAUCUGAGAGAAGAAAACCUUCCAGCGUUGACCAGUUCAAACAGGAUUUCAUCAGUCGCAUUUGGUUCACAUACCGUCGGGAGUUCCCCCAACUUGCUGGCUCAACCUUCACCACUGACUGUGGCUGGGGAUGCAUGCUCAGGAGCGGACAGAUGAUGUUGGCUCAAGCACUGGUGCUACAUUUUCUUGGGCGAGAUUGGCGAUGGCAUGCUCCACAGACAUUUGAACAAGAAGCCUAUCAUCGACAGAUUGUGAAGUGGUUUGGUGAUUUGCCGAGCGAUCAUAGCCCAUUUUCUGUCCAUCGUUUGGUACGAUUUGGUGAGAGAUGUCUCAACAAGAAGCCUGGGGACUGGUAUGGGCCGUCAUCUGUCGCUCAUAUCAUGAAGGAUGCCAUAGAACAGGGUUGUGAGCUGAACCCUCUGCUUGGCAAAAUCUGUCUCUACAUUGCACAGGAUUGCACAGUUUUCAUUGAUGAUGUAAUGGACCUGUGCAUGUCUCGACCACGGUCAUUCUCCCGAAGUGACACUUCAUUCGAAGGCUCUGACGACCAUUCAGCUCGUUCAGAGGACACUUGGCGCUCAGUGAUAAUCUUGAUUCCCAUUCGCCUUGGUGGAGAAACACUAAAUCCUAUCUACAUUCCAUGUGUGCAAAGUUUGUUUGCCCUCGAUAGCUGUAUUGGGAUCAUCGGAGGACGGCCGAAACAUUCACUCUACUUUGUAGGCUGGCAAGGAGACAAGUUGGUUCACUUAGAUCCCCACUACUGCCAAGAUGUGGUUAACAUGAAGAAGAGAGAAUUCCCCCUCUAUACCUACCAUUGCAUUUCUCCCCGGAAGAUGUCGUUCACGCGCAUGGAUCCCAGCUGCACUGUGGGCUUCUAUUGCAGAACGAAAGAAGACUUCUUCACCUUCAUCAAAACCACUAAGCCAAUCGUAGCACCUCCCAUGCAGAAAAGUCCAUAUCCAAUGUUCAUAUUCGUUGACGGCCGGAGUUCAGACAAAGACCAAGGUGAGCACCUCCAGCGGGAAGAACGUUAUGUCAGGGUACGCCACCUGGACGAGUUCGGGAGGACACGGUCUCCGUCACACUCGUCAGAGGAAUUUGUUUUUCUGUGAUAACUGUAUAAGGAAGAGGACUUCAGGUGGCUUUCAUCACCAGUAGGAGUUGUGAAACUUGGAUUAUGAAAUCACUAUUGUACAUUUGUACCUGAUGUUUGAGAGUGGACAGUGCAUUCUGACAAUCCUUGCUUAUAAUCAUCCACAGGACCACUAUAGACAUGUCUAAGCUGUAGGCUCUAAAGUGAAUCGCUUUGUACCAUCAAUAUAUGUUUUCUCCAUCUGACUAUGUUGAUUUGAGCAUUGUAAUGUCGUAAUGACCUCAUAAUGCAAGAAAAACUACUAUAGACACUUAAAUAAUUAGGUUGCAUCAACCUGGACUAAUCAAAAACGGAUGUAAAAUGUUUGUAAAUAGAUAUGGGCUUUGAGAAUAAGAUGUAAAAGAGAUGUUGAUAUGUACUGCCUUUUAAAGGCUGUUGAAUAUUUAGGAAAAUGCUGUUUGGUUCAUUGGUCAGAAGGCUUGAAUUAAAAACUGAGAGUUAGAAGUUCAGACCCGUGAGAAUACCUUGGCCAUGUACAUUUUCUGAUACAACCUGUAUAAUGUCUCUGAUUACAUUGGGCUUCAUGUGGAAUGCUUUUAACAAUUUUACCUACACAAGGUAUCCUUUUCAUGACAAAAUUGAAGAUAAACUCUUCAUUUAGCCCCACCAGAUAAGGCUUUUUCAGAUCUGAAUACUUGUAUAUGAUUCAGAUGUCAUGAACUGGGAUGACAAUUGUGUGCUUGUAUAUACACGGUGUAAAUUCCAAUUUCAUGUUGAUAGCAGAGUCAAGUUUGAUUAUUUUAUGUUAAGAUUUUCAGGGAUUUGUUAAAUGAA